ACUUCUUAGAGAGCAGUGCCAUUCUCAGUCUGUAGAAUGGGAAAUGGAAAGAAUCAGAGCUUCAGAGAAGGCAAGUGACUUACCCAAGGUCACACAGUGCUUUAAGCCCAAAUGAAAACUCAUAAGCCCUCCUUUGCCACACUUACCCAGCCCCACUCACACGUCUAUUACAACCAGGGGCCCCAACAUGGUGCCUGGAAGAACAGGUCUGGGGCACAGGGCCGGGCCUGAUUAAUGUCUUCCUCGCUGUCUUCUACCAAGGGGCUCUGAUUAGGCCUAUUUAUAGGGGCCUGGCACCUUAACAUUCUGCCUGGUGCGUCUCUUGCCAGUCAAAUCAGUGCCAUCUGCAGUGAUUGCUGCUUUAGUGGCAACAGGGAGCGGAGUUAAUUAAACCCAGUAUAAAUAGACUGUGCCCUCAUCUAGAAAUUCAAAGGAGUGUUUUUUCUUCCUGUCCUCUGCCCCCACAGGCCCCUUCUUCCUCCUGGCCCCCCUUGGCUCUAGCCUGGGUGAGCAGAGCCGGACGCUCCUAUACCUAGAGUCACCAGCCACGGCCUGUCCUAACACAGGAACAGGCCAAAGUGAGAACCACCCAGGAGUCCACAUGUUCUGUGCUUUUCCAGAGCCGGGCACCAUGACUCCCAUGAUGACCCAGCACUCGUUGGCAGGUCAGACCUAUGCGGUGCCCCUCAUCCAGCCGGACCUGCGGCGAGAGGAGGCCAUCCAGCAGGUGGCGGAUGCCCUGCAGUACCUACAGAAGGUGUCUGGAGACAUCUUCAGCAGGAUCUCCCAGCGAGUAGAGCUCAGCCGGAGCCAGCUGCAGGCCAUUGGGGAGAGGGUCUCCUUGGCCCAGGCCAAGAUUGAGAAGAUCAAGGGCAGCAAGAAGGCCAUCAAGGUGUUCUCCAGUGCCAAGUACCCAGCUCCAGAGCACCUGCAGGAGUAUGGGUCCAUCUUCACGGGGGCCCAGGACCCUGGCCUGCAGAGACGCCCCCGCUACAGGAUCCAGAGCAAGCACCGCCCCCUGGAUGAGCGGGCCCUGCAGGAGAAGCUGAAAUACUUCCCUGUAUGUGUGAACACCAAGCUGGAGCCUGAGGAUGAGGCUGAGGAGGGGCUCGGGGGUCUUCCCAGCAACAUCAGCUCCGUCAGCUCCUUGCUGCUCUUCAACACCACUGAGAACCUGUACAAAAAGUAUGUCUUCCUGGACCCCCUGGCUGGAGCUGUAACAAAGACCCACAUGAUGCUGGGGGCGGAGACGGAGGAGAAGCUGUUCGAUGCCCCUCUGUCCAUCAGCAAGAGAGAGCAGCUGGAGCAGCAGGUUCCAGAGAACUACUUUUACGUGCCCGACCUGGGCCAAGUGCCUGAGAUCGAUGUCCCAUCCUACCUGCCUGACCUGCCAGGCAUUGCCGAUGACCUCAUGUACAGCGCCGACCUGGGCCCUGGCAUUGCCCCCUCUGCCCCUGGCUCCAUUCCAGAGCUGCCCACCUUCCACACAGAGGUCGCCGAGCCUUUCAAGCCAGACCUACAAGAUGGGGUGCUUACAGCACCCCCACCGCCACCGCCACCACCGCCGCCUCCCCCAGCAGUGCCAGUCAGUGCACCCCCACCCCCGAGUGUGGCCUCUCCUGGCAAAGGCACCGGGGACGAUGACAGCAGAGAUGGCGUGUCUCCCUCAGCUCCAGUCCAGGAAGCCCCCAGGGAAGUGGUUGAGCCCUCCAGUGGCCGGGCCACUCUGCUGGAGUCCAUCCGCCAGGCUGGGGGCAUCGGCAAGGCCAAGCUCCGCAGUGUCAAGGAGCGCAAGCUGGAGAAGAAGAAACAGAAGGAGCAGGAGCAAGUCAGAGCCACGGGCCAAGGUGGGGACCUGAUGGCAGAUCUCUUUAACAAGCUGGUCAUGAGGCGCAAAGGUAUCUCCGGGAAAGGACCUGGGCCGGGGGCCAGCGAUGGGCCAGGAGGAGCCUUUGCCCGAAUGUCAGACUCCAUCCCGCCUCUGCCCCCGCCCCAGCAGCCACCGGGAGAGGAGGACGAGGAUGACUGGGAAUCCUAGGGCUCAGCUGCUUCUUCCUCC
Diceros bicornis minor is the source of this 2059-nucleotide messenger RNA. It is a transcript of the gene WASHC1, whose product is annotated as WASH complex subunit 1. Gene Ontology annotation, cellular component: recycling endosome; WASH complex; early endosome. The record is from RefSeq and is a predicted model, not a curated record. The transcript has 11 exons. NCBI's taxonomy places the organism in Eukaryota, Metazoa, Chordata, Mammalia, Perissodactyla, Rhinocerotidae. The coding region runs from base 602 to 2038 and encodes 478 amino acids. Gene Ontology annotation, molecular function: actin binding; gamma-tubulin binding; alpha-tubulin binding. Gene Ontology annotation, biological process: Arp2/3 complex-mediated actin nucleation; endocytic recycling; retrograde transport, endosome to Golgi.